AUGAACUCCAACACCAACAAUGCCUCCAACCAAAACGAAGACUACCUCGACAAGGGUCUCGACUCCGCCGAGAAGAAGUUCGGAGGCUCAAUGGGUCAAGACACGCAGAAGAACCGCGGUAUUAACGAGAAAAUCACCGAUGGAGCUCGCGGCAUGCUUGAAAAAGUGACGGGCAAGAAGGCCCCGGAGAAGUUCUCCAACUAA
Messenger RNA from Trematosphaeria pertusa, 204 nucleotides. RefSeq lists its product as uncharacterized. The record is from RefSeq and is a predicted model, not a curated record. The coding region runs from base 1 to 204 and encodes 67 amino acids. Lineage: Eukaryota; Fungi; Ascomycota; Dothideomycetes; Pleosporales; Trematosphaeriaceae. The transcript is spliced from 2 exons.